Orbicella faveolata is the source of this 1076-nucleotide messenger RNA. RefSeq names its product cation channel sperm-associated auxiliary subunit epsilon-like. The record is from RefSeq and is a predicted model, not a curated record. Gene Ontology annotation, biological process: flagellated sperm motility; sperm capacitation. Lineage: Eukaryota; Metazoa; Cnidaria; Anthozoa; Scleractinia; Merulinidae. Gene Ontology annotation, cellular component: CatSper complex; sperm principal piece.
AUGGUAAAAGCUUGCAAACAAAAAGUCAGCGACGCGCUUAUUCCAACAAAAGCAACAUUCCGCAUUGAUGAUAUAAUCGAAACUGUUGAAUAUAACCUUGUCAAGCUGGGAUGUCCAUUUACAGUACAGAAUAAUGAGCCGUUCAAACCAGUCAUUCACUUAUAUGACGGAGAAACUUUUGUAAAAGAAGUAGAUGUGAACUAUGUCAUGUGGGAACAGCACGGACGAGCAGGCUAUAAGUACAGUGCAACAAUGAAAGAGGCUGGGUGUAUUAGUGAGGCGCAGAGUUGGGAAAAGAUGAUACGCGGGUCUACUCAGGAAGAAACCAUGGAAUCAGCGUGGUCUAAAGAGAAUUACCAGAGCUGUUUUCAACAGAAUUCUCCCUUGUCUGUAGCUAAUCUUGAUCAGCCAUAUGAAAUCCUUAACAGCUCUGAAGCCUCCUCGCAUAUUGUGUGGAGUGAUGUCGGCACGUUUGUCUUCACGCUGAAAGUUAUCGAUCCUGACUUCAGCUUCUGUAACCUGACGAUGGAGUUUGGUGUUCAAGUGUACGGCGCAGGGAGCGCCAUGGAAGAGAUUCCUACUUUUGUUGUCCUUGGUUCUUCUUGUCUGGCCACCGUAAUCCUGCUUUUUUCCGGUUACUACACGGCUGUGCUUUGUUCAAACUAACCAUGUCCUUCAGUUGAUAACUUGUUUUGAAAUAAGCUUUAUUUCAAAAACUCUUUAAGAGUCAGAAGACUUUAUUGUUGAAAGACGUUUUAAACGCCGCAUUAACCACGCACCCCCGGAGGACAACUCUUGACGGAGUUGAACUCAAUACUCUUGAGAGCAGAUUUAAAAGAAUCGUUGCCCUGCGGUUAUCUUUGUUGCUAUUAAAAUUUUAGCAUUUGAUAACAUGUUUGUUGUUGUUAUUUUAUUAUCCUGAAGCCGUAGUUGUUCAAAGGGUUAAUAACGCUAUCAGCCGGGAGAAUAACAACCCAGAACAGGGGUGGAUACAGGACAGGGUUCCAAAUUCAUUUAAACUGUCUUCGGUAAUAUCUUCAACUUCUCGUCACGGUUUCGUAUUAUGAUAGAAACCG